Molecule: messenger RNA, 2997 nt
Organism: Dermochelys coriacea (leatherback sea turtle)
Lineage: Eukaryota; Metazoa; Chordata; Testudines; Dermochelyidae
Gene: FAM76A
Product: family with sequence similarity 76 member A
Source: RefSeq, a predicted model, not a curated record
CACUCCGGAAAACCAAUGGGCGCCGUGAGACGGCUUCGGCCUGCGCGCCGUUGCCCGAGGACGACGUUAGCGACAGCCAAUGGCGGUGACGCGUGUGGCAGCCCCGCCUCAUUGCUACCCGUCCGCCCGUCCCGGGUUAGGCUGCGCCUGUCAGUGGGGGCGGCGGGAUGGCGGCGCUUUAACGCUUGUACCAAGUGCCACCAGCGCUUCUCCUUCGAGGCGCUGAGCCAGGGGCAGCAGCUGUGCAAGGAGUGUCGAAUCGCUCAGCCCAUUGUUAAAUGCACAUACUGUAGGACAGGUUCCAACAGGAAAGUAGUAAACAUGCAAACCAACACAAUAUGCAAGAAAUGUGCUCAGAACGUGAAACUCUAGGGAACGCCAAAACCAUGCCAGUACUGCAACAUAAUAGCAGCAUUUAUUGGCAACAAGUGCCAGCGCUGUACAAACUCGGAGAAGAAGUAUGGGCCACCUCUCUCCUGUGAACAGUGCAAGCAACAGUGUGCAUUCGACAGGAAGGAUGAUAGAAAGAAUGUGGAUGGGAAGCUGCUGUGCUGGCUGUGUACGUUGUCCUACAAACGGGUCCUACAGAAGACCAAAGAACAACGCAAACAUCUAAGCAGCUCUUCACGGACAAGCCUGCAAGAGAAGGAGCAGUUCAGCAGGCUCAGCAGUGGCAGCCACUACAACAGCCAGAAAACCUUAUCCACCUCCUCUAUUCAGAACGAAAUUCCAAAGAAGAAACCCAAGUUUGAGGCCAUAUCGGCCAAUGGUGACAGCUUUUCUCCAGACCUUGCCCUGGACUCCCCUGGCACAGACCAUUUCGUUAUUAUCGCCCAGCUGAAGGAAGAAGUGGCCACUCUGAAAAAGAUGCUGCACCAGAAGGAUCAGAUGAUCUUGGAGAAAGAGAAGAAGAUCACAGAGCUAAAGGCCGACCUGCAGUACCAGGAAUCCCAGAUGAGGGCAAAAAUGAACCAAAUGGAGAAGACACACAAGGAAGUCAUGGAGCAGUUACAGGCCAAGAACAGAGAACUCCUGAAGCAAGCAGCUGCCCUAUCCAAGGGCAAAAAGCCUGAGAAGUCAGGAGCAAUAACCUCCCCUUAAAACAAAAACAAACUGGGACCUUCCCCAGCAUUAACCCAGGAGGCCUGUCUGUUCGGCUGGAAUCCAACCUCAGUCUUGUUACUAUCCUAUCGCUAUGGACUCGAUGGAACGCCUGGUGUGUGUUGCCUUUCGACAGCAUGGUUGAGUGUGUCUGGUUUCAAUAUCUGUUGAAUACUGUUAUAUAGUAUAGUGAUCCACAGGGAGCGGUGCCCCCACACAUCUUGCUGUCCCCCAUGCCCUGAACGAAUAGUCUCCAGAAGAAACCCUGUUUGGAAAACAGGUAUUACCACUGCCACUUCCUACAUUAGAAAACCAGGGAUCCUGUGAUACUGGAGACCCAUCUCUGCAGUUUAAAAUCUGCUGGGCUGAGGCACAGUCCAUUGUUGGCUGGUUUUCAGGCUUACCAAGAGCUUUGGGGGCACGGUGAGAGCUUUAUUUUCAAGUGUUUUGUUCCUCCUUUCAAGGGAAGCUCUUAAAUCGCCUUCCCCAAAGGGAGCAGGAGGCAGCACACUGAUCGGCCUGGAGCAGUUACACUACCUUUCAAAAACUGUUCCAAAAUCCAGGCUAUAGAUUCUCUUGGGUUUUUAAAAUAUUGGCUUGGCAAACCUAACUGCCUGUUUUGAUAAUUUUGGUUUGAGAGUCUUACAGAAUAACCAUAUGGUGGCCCUGUGGGACUCUGGUUAGUGGCUUGUGCUAAUCUAACUUCUCUGGCAUGGCUUUCUGCAAUAAAGGCAGAAGGAGAGCUUGAGGCUGUAUUAGACGUGCUCUCCCCUCCCAAGUCCCGGAUCAAGUUGAUCCUUUUAUAUCUUCUCCUCUCCAUCCCACUUCACUAACGUCAGAUGUUACGAGAAGUGAGUUCAGUCAGGUCAAUAGUGACACAAAGUAGGAAGUGCUUCUUGGGUGCUGGGCAGAGAAGCCCCCAACCUCCAUUCCCAACAAAAGCCAGCAGGAUAAAGAGCUGAAAAGGUUCUCUGCUUUUCUGAAACAGUCUGACUUCAGAGGCAAAGAGGCCAUAAACAGCUCCAGUAAGGUCAGCUGGAAUGUGUACUCCCAACCCACCCUCAUUAGAGGAGAGCUGAGCUCUGCAGCUGUCUGAGCCCUGCCCUCAGGGCAUCUCUUAGAGGGGGAUAAAAAGCACUCUGCCAUUAGGGGGGAAAUGUGCAGCUGGGCUCUCAAGUCAGCAAGAUCCAGGCCAGGUUACUCCAUCGAAUCCCACUGGCCAGCCCUAUUCACACAAUGUGAAGAGAGAGCUCAGGGGUUAGAGACCCUACCUCAGGGGGAGUAGGGGAAGGAAACAACCUUAAUGUAGACAGGCACCAAAUGGAAAGAGAUGAGACACUGACCCUUUGAGACAGGGCUAGCUGCUCUAGGUGGGUUUUUAUUAAUCUUUUAAGUAGAGAGUUGCAAUUUUUUUUAAGAUGAAUUUAUUCAAUGGCACUUUUCAGAUGUUGUUAGCUUUGAGCGUGGAAGAGCACACUGAAGCAUCAGAUAUUGUCAUGUGGUUUUUGUUGUUUUUAAAAAGACUUUAGGAUGCUAAGAAAUCAUUGCACUCUGCCAGAGUGUGACAGCUGGAAAAAAAACAACAACCCCACCUAAUUUUAUACUUCACAUAUUUUUAGAAAAAGUCUGAAAUGUAUCAAUAGGAUUUUUUUUAAAAAUGGGGGCUUUGCUUCUUGGCUUCCCUCUGGACACAGAAAUAAUAAUAGAGGGAGAAGGGCCUUGUAUAUACAAUGUUGUUGGGUUUUUUUAAUUGUGACACAUUGAUCAUGCAACUGAGUAGCUGACGGUUGUAGUAAUAACGUUGUUUCUUUGUAUGUUUGUAAUAAUGGAGAUUUUAAAGGGAUGCUUCGAUUUGUACAAAACUCCGACAAAUGUUAAAAGUGUUUUAAAACAAAA